AAAUUUACAGAGGAUUCAUUCCGGCAAAUUGGCUCAUCAAUGUCGCUGCCGUGCCGUGAAAGGCAAUCCAAUGGCGGCCCGGCCAUAUUAUGCACUCUAUAAUUGAUAUUAAGGUGCCAAGACUUAUCCGGCGAAAAAUCCUUCAAAGAUUUAUUAGAAAUUUUACUUGCUUAGUGAGAAAGAACUCGAUUCCUCAUCACCAUAGCUGUUGUUGGUCUCCUUAUCGGUUUUGUUGUCGGUCGCCAUGGUCGGAGAAAUCCAACAAAAAACUUCCCCAAAAAUUAAAAUGAAAACAUAAUAUUAAUAAAAAAAAGUGAAAAAAAUCUUGUUUUCAAAAUGUCAAAAUGUACAAAUUAAGGUUAGCAAAAGGAAAAUAUGUGAAAAGUAAAUAGUGAAAGGGAAAAUCACACAGAUUAUUCUAAGCCAAACGGCUAUUGGUUUGGCGAGAUGAGGUGAGGUGAGGUGAGGUGAGGUGGAAAGGAAAGGGUGGGGUUGACUGAAUGAAAAUUAGUAGUGGCAAUCAUAAAAAGUUGGAGUGGAUUUGGAGCUCCAAAGUUUCAGCAAUGGCGAAGAGGCGAACCACGAGGCUCACCUUAUUCGUCAUCACCUUUCUUUCUCUUGUAGCCUUCGGUAUCUUUGUCCCUGUCUUUGCUCUCCUUCCUCCUCUUUCUUCUCACUCCACUCAUCAUCCUACCCCAAUUAAAAAGGUUAGUGCUAAGAAAUUUGAAAUUUCUGCUGACAAAUUCUGGAAAGAUGGUCGGGCAUUCCAAAUCAUUGGGGGAGACCUGCACUAUUUUCGAGUUCUUCCUGAGUAUUGGGAUGAUAGGUUGUUGAGAGCAAAGGCUUUGGGUCUGAAUACUAUUCAAACUUAUGUUCCUUGGAAUCUCCACGAACCAAAGCCUGGAGCUUUUAAUUUUGGUGGUAUUGCAAAUUUAGUAUCAUUUCUUAAACACUGCCAGAAUCAAGGUUUCCUUGUUAUGCUACGGCCCGGACCAUACAUAUGUGGAGAGUGGGAUUUAGGGGGAUUUCCUCCUUGGUUACUAGAUAUAAAGCCAGCUCUCACACUAAGAUCAUCAGAUCCCGCUUACCUGAAACUGGUUGAAAGAUGGUGGGGAGCACUACUUCCAAAGAUAGCUCCAUAUCUUUACAAGAAUGGAGGUCCUGUUAUAAUGGUCCAGAUUGAAAAUGAAUAUGGUUCAUAUGGAAAUGACAAGGCUUAUCUUCAUCACCUAAUCAGAUUGGCAAAAUAUCACCUUGGAGAGGAUGUAAUUUUGUAUACUACAGAUGGAGGAACUAGAGAAACACUUGAGAAGGGAACAAUUCGUGGAGAUGCUGUCUUUUCAGCUGUUGACUUCACCACUGGUGAUAACCCUUGGCCCAUAUUUGACUUACAAAAGAAGUUCAAUGCACCUGGGAAAUCACCACCACUUUCUGCGGAGUUCUACACAGGUUGGCUUACACACUGGGGUGAGAAGAUUGCACAGACUGAUGCUGAUUUUACAGCAUCUGCCUUGGAAACGAUUUUGGGGAGGAAUGGUUCUGCAGUUCUUUAUAUGGCACACGGUGGAACAAACUUUGGAUUUUAUAAUGGAGCAAACACUGGAUCAGAUGAGUCUGAUUACAAGGCUGAUCUUACUUCCUAUGACUAUGAUGCACCCAUUAGGGAGACAGGGGACAUAAACAAUGCAAAAUUCAAAGCUUUGCGAAGAGUUAUAGAGAAAUAUGCUGGACAAUCUCUUCCGCCAGUUCCACCUGAUAAUGAAAAGAUAGGAUAUGGAUCCAUUCACUUAACAAAGACAGGCAAUUUGCUUGAUAUGCUUCCUCAUUUUGAUGUUGUUGAAUCUGAAAAUCCAAUGCCAAUGGAUUCUGUCGGCCAGAUGUUUGGCUUCUUGCUAUAUGUAACUGAAUAUGCUGCAAAGGACAACAUCAAUGACAGAAUUCUGUCGAUACCAAAGGUGCAUGACAGAGCUCAGGUGCUUAUAUCUUGCUCUUCUGGACUUAAAGCUGGAAGACCAACAUUUGUUGGUACAAUUGAAAGAUGGUCAACUGGAAGACUAAACCUUCCUAGUACUAAUUGUGUGUCCAGCAUCAACUUAUUUAUAUUGGUAGAAAAUAUGGGUCGUCUAAAUUAUGGGCAAUAUAUAUUUGAUAGAAAGGGAAUCUUAUCCUCUGUUUACCUAGAUGGGAGUAUUCUCAGCAAAUGGAAAAUGUACAAAAUUCCUAUUCCCAACCUUAAUGAGAUUCCAGAAAAUAAUCCCAUCAAGCAGGCUUCUUAUUCUAGAGUUUUUGAUAUUUCAGCUCGCAAAAAGUUAAAAGAAAAGCAAGUGAUUGUUUCAAAAGAACCAGCAUUUUAUGCUGGUCAGUUCCAUAUUGACAAUGAAGACAAAAUAAAAGAUACAUUCAUAUCAUUCAACGGUUGGGGUAAAGGAAUUGCAAUAGUUAACGAUUUCAAUGUUGGAAGGUUUUGGCCGUCAAUGGGACCCCAGUGCAACCUCUAUGUGCCUGCUCCACUCCUUAAGCCUGGGGAAAAUGUUGUGAUGAUAUUUGAGUUGGAAGAUCCAAACCCAGAACUCGUGGUAAGCUUUGUUGAUCAACCAGACUUCACAUGCGGUUCAAGCAAACAACAUUUCCGUCAUCAGCUUUAGUACCAACACUUUCUAUGAGAUGUUCUAUACACUGCUAAAUACAAGGCAGGCUGCAGUUCAGAAAGCGAUUUGCAUUUGCAAUUUCUAUUUAUAAUACCCUGGAGAAGUACUCAAAGGAAAGAAAGAAAGGUGGAAUAAUAGACAUGGUGAAGGGAAAAAAAAAAUGUAUGCACUCCUAUUAAAUAAUACCUGAUAUUUCCACGUGAGCUCAUUAUGCUCUAUCACCAUGUAAAGGUUGGACAAUGGUUGAAAUAAAACGCAGGAAAAUGAAGUCUUGCUGAACAUUAAAUCUUA
Messenger RNA from Cannabis sativa, 2939 nucleotides. RefSeq names its product beta-galactosidase 17. The coding region runs from base 501 to 2645 and encodes 714 amino acids. The record is from RefSeq and is a predicted model, not a curated record. The transcript has 19 exons. Gene Ontology annotation, cellular component: vacuole. Gene Ontology annotation, biological process: carbohydrate metabolic process. NCBI's taxonomy places the organism in Eukaryota, Viridiplantae, Streptophyta, Magnoliopsida, Rosales, Cannabaceae. Gene Ontology annotation, molecular function: beta-galactosidase activity.